CUUCUAUUUAAUUUCUUUGGUUGACUAUAGAAAAUUAUACAUCAAAUCAGAAAGAAUUCAGAGUUAUAAACAUAAAUUUGUUAUGAUCAUCUUUGAUAUAAUAAAUGGAUAAUCCAAAACUUAUCUAAUGCAGUGGUUGACUCCAAAAAUUCGUCAUAAACAUCCAGCUUAUAAUGAAUAAUGAGUUAAUAAAUAACAUUCAAGCAUGGAGUUUUAUUGGUAUUAUCGGAAAAAUAAUUUAGAAAAUCAGGUUUUGUAACGAAUCUAAGAAAAUGGAAGUCAUUCUGAAAUACGACAAAUGGUAUAAAAAUAUAAUAAUAUAGCCGCAACCGUCUACCCAAGAGAAAUAUUUUAUACUCAAGAGGGCUAUGAUAUUCCUAUAUUUGGUCAGUGCUGAUGUGCCCAUUAUAUAUUUCAAUUGAAGCACUUUGAAAAAUCGACGCACGUAUAACAUGGAUAACAAAAAAAAUGGUGUUAAUAAAAUCUUAAGAGAGGAUAUGCUCAAACAUUUCCAGAAAAGAGAAUUGAAAAUGAAUAAUGUUGAUUUUAAACUCAAAACUAAGUUUUAGGAUGAAUGAGAAUGUACAAGACUUUUCGUGCCAUAGUGGAGAAAUGAAGAAAGAAAUAACUGAUUGUACUGAUAGUUCUAAAAAUAACUUUAUUGUAACAGAUUUUGUUGAACAGGUGAAGAUUGAAGAAAUAGAUGAUAAAGAUGAAUCUACUAUAGAAUUGAUGCAAACUAACGAGGAUAAAGAAUUUUUUAAUAGAAUAAAUAGUCUAGCAAAUGUUGAAGUUUGUAAAUAUAAUGAAAAAGAAGCAUCUUGUGAUAAUAAAAGUGCAAAUGACCUGAAUAAAUCCAAAGAAAAUUUUAAAUGCUGCCAGUGUGACUUCCUUUCAUAUAUCUUGGAAGACUUGGGAAGGCAUAUGGACACAGCUCAUCCAAAUCUGAGAAACCAUGAAUGUAAUCUAUGUAAUUUCACCUCCAAUCCAGUUAUUAUGCAGUAUUACAAAUGCACAGCUUGCGAUUUCAGUUCACAUAGCAAGAUUCUUCUUGAAAUACAUGAGGAUGUUUUUCAUAGGGAUCUCCGGAAGUAUAAAUGUCAAUUUUGCAAAUUUGACUCCAGUUGGAAAUAUGACCUCAAUAAGCAUGUGUCUACAAUGCAUAAAAACACAAGGAAUCAUAAGUGUGACUUUUGCGAUUAUAGCUCAAGUCGUAACAAUGACUUGCAGCUUCAUAUAACCAGUGUCCACAUGAAGGUGAGGAAACAUAAAUGUGAUUCCUGUGAGUACAGCUCUAGUUGGAAGAAUGCUUUAAAAAGGCACAUUGAUAGUGUUCACAGUCAUUUGAGGCCACAUAAGUGUGAAUGGUGCGAGUAUAGUUCUUUUCGUAAAAUUCAUCUUCAAACUCAUAUUGAGAAUGUCCACCUUAAUCUUAAAAUCCACAAAUGUGAGUUGUGUAAUUAUAGUUCAAGUAAAAAGGUUAAUCUUCAGUCACAUAUAGAUAAUGUACAUGUCAAUCUCAAGAGUUUCAAGUGCGAUAUAUGUGAUUUCAGUGCAAAUCAGAAAGGUAAUCUUAGAAAACAUAUCGAUAGUGUUCAUAAAAAUCUUAGGGUUCACAAAUGUCAGUUGUGCGAUUAUAUUUCAUCAAGGAAAACUGAUGUCAGGAGACAUGUUAGCAUGGUUCAUUUGAAAGCAAAGAAAUUCUCGUGUAAAAUCUGUAUUUUCUGCAGUAAUGAUAAGGAGGCUUUGGAGACACAUAUUGAAAAUGCCCAUAUGAUUACUGCUCAUGAAAUGAACUCUUGAAAAUUACUGAGAAAAAGACGAUUUUUAUUAAUGCUCUACAAUUUUUUUAUGUGACAAUGUAAUUUGUAUUCACAAAGAAAUAUGGAAAUAAGUUGAUCUGAAAGUGAAAACAAGAAUUUUCUAAAUUUCUUGUACUCCAUUUUUUGAGAUAUAUUCCUAAUGACAUCUGUAUAGAAUAAAUAUGCAACAAAAUUUUGUACAGUAACACCUUCAACCAAUAAUUUUUGUUGCGGUUAAAGAUAUGAGAGAGAUUUAUUCAGUAAAAUUCCAUAAAAUCUAGUUUAUUUUUGUAAAGUACUACAAAAAGAUAGAUGUUACUACAGCAGCCAAUUGUCUAUGCACUAUUAUUUAACGGGUAUCAUCAACUUUCUCAACACAAUUUGAAUUAAAAAACAAUGGAAAACAAAUCACAAUAAUGUUCAGCAGACCUGUACAGACAUGAAAUCACAUUGAUGUGACCCUAGAAUACUGAAAACCCAUGGAAUGUUUUGAUGUUUUUUUCUUAAGCAUUACAGUCUAGAUUAAUUGGGCGACGGUGUUGUAUAUGUGUACCCAGGUUUUGAUUUAAAAUUGGAUUAUCACAUAUGGUAUAUUUCUUGGUUAAUUAUUAGAUGACUCGUAGAGUGCCCUAAAAAGUUAGUGGCUUGAAAUACAAAAAUCAGUAGUGAAAGUCUGUGAUCAGAUUUUAUUUCUCCUUUCCAAAAAAGGCUUAUUUAUAUGUCUGAUGUUUCUAAAUAACAACAAGCCGAUUUAGUACACUUUUGAAUUUGGAUAUUUAUGAAUUUACACUAUGUUACUAUUCUACUAGUUUUCCUAAUAAUAUCAUGAAUUCCAAGCUUAUGAAGGGUCCUCAAGUGUCUGAUUGGGAUAAAAAAAACAAUUGAACUUAUCUGGAGAUUAAAAAUAUAGGAACUGGUCAAAAAUUUCAUCCAAAUCCAUACAAAUGUUCAAUUGAAUGCAAAGGAAUAUAAAGCAACUUUGGCUAUUGAAAGAAAUUGUUUGCAAAAAGUGAUUCUGUUCACAAUAAUUUGAAGAAAAAUAUAGAUCAAUCAUGUGGAAAUAAAUUUUUUUCCUCUUAGAAGUGAAGAAUUUGUACGAAAUUAAUGAGUUGACCCACAAUUUUUUUCAAUUUGUUAUGGUGUUGAACUUUAGGCACAGUUAAGUUUUCACCCAACAGAGAAAUAGAGGAACAUUACGUCAGGGUCAGAAAUAUUUUUCCAUAUCAGUGGAUUCCAACCUAAGAUCUUUCAUUUCCAUGAAAAAACACUGCAUUACUUUACCAUCAAAAUAUUCAUCAACUUGUAUACCUUUGUAUGUAAAGUAGCCGCCAACAGAGCAACUGAAUUUUGUUAAAUGAAAAUUUUUGAUGUAUUGGAUACAUAACAUAUUUUUCAGAUGGAGAUAUAUUAUUGAAACAAAUUUAA
Harmonia axyridis is the source of this 3227-nucleotide messenger RNA. Its product is annotated as zinc finger Y-chromosomal protein-like. The coding region runs from base 538 to 1803 and encodes 421 amino acids. NCBI's taxonomy places the organism in Eukaryota, Metazoa, Arthropoda, Insecta, Coleoptera, Coccinellidae. Gene Ontology annotation, molecular function: RNA polymerase II transcription regulatory region sequence-specific DNA binding; DNA-binding transcription factor activity, RNA polymerase II-specific. The transcript is spliced from 4 exons. Gene Ontology annotation, biological process: regulation of transcription by RNA polymerase II. The record is from RefSeq and is a predicted model, not a curated record. Gene Ontology annotation, cellular component: nucleus.